Funneliformis mosseae is the source of this 152-nucleotide messenger RNA. NCBI's taxonomy places the organism in Eukaryota, Fungi, Glomeromycota, Glomeromycetes, Glomerales, Glomeraceae. The record is from the annotation of a GenBank genome assembly.
CAUCCGUAGGAAAUUGUGGGAAAGGAAAAGAUCCAGAACCCAAAGUACCAGCAAAAGGAAAAGACCCAGAGGCUGCCAAGGUACCGGCAAAAGCGAAAGAUCCAGGGCCUGCCAAAGGACCGGCAAAAGGAAAAACCCCUACUCCACCCUGA